AUGCUUCUUCUUCUCAUAUACGCCACCGCCGCGGCUUCCGCAGCCACAGCCAGCACCCCGGGCCUCCGCAAGCUGAGCAACCUCGUCACCUUUGGCGACAGCUACACAGACGAAGGCCGGCUCAACUACAUCUUCAGCCACAACGCCCUGCCUCCCCCCGGCGAGCUGCUGCCGGUCAACAACGCAACCUCGGUAGGCGGCUACGCCUGGCCGCGGCUCGUGGCGCAGAAGACGGGGGCCAAGCUCUACGACUACGCCGUGGCCGGCGGCAUGUGCUCCGACAGCGUCACGCAGCACUUCCUCAGCAACAUCAACGGGCCGUUCCCGUCCAUCCUCGACUACGAGGUGCCGGCGUUCAGGACGGACCUCGGGUACAGGGGCCUGUAUCCGGACCGGCGGCCGGACAACACGGCGUAUGCGCUGUGGAUCGGGACCAACGACCUGGGCAUCGACGGGUUCCUGGGCGACAAGCAGGUCCGCGGCGCCACGAUCCCGGACUUUGUCGAGUGCGUCUGGAAGGCCCUGGACGGCGUGUACAGGCUCGGCGGGAGGCACUUUGUCCUGCUCAACGUGCUCCCGCUGCAGCUCUCGCCCAUGUACGCCUCGGUCGACAACGGCGGGACGGGCAACAACGAGUACUGGGGCAACAAGGCGACGUACAACACGACGGAGACGCAGGACCGGAUGGAGCAGUACCUGAGCAGCGCCAACAGCAUGUUCGCCACGGGGGCGCCGUAUAACCUGCUGGUCAAGAGGCGCUGGCCGGGGGCGACGGUGAGUCUGCUGGACGUGCACUCGCUGCUGCUGGAUCUGAGGGCAGACCCGACGAGGUAUUACACGGAGCCGGUCAACAUCACGGGGUCGUGGAGGGGAUGCGGCGAUGCGGGCUGUUGGCAGUCGACGAAUCCGCAGUCGAGCUUUGUGUGGUACGACGAGGUGCAUCCGUCGGAGAGGACGUGCGAGCACGUAGCUGAUGAGUUUAUCAAGCUGCUGGAUGGACGGUCGAGAUACGGGGUCACGUACCGUUAA
This is a messenger RNA of Trichoderma reesei QM6a, 1029 nucleotides long. RefSeq lists its product as uncharacterized. Gene Ontology annotation, molecular function: hydrolase activity, acting on ester bonds. The transcript is spliced from 2 exons. Bases 1 to 1029 code for a protein of 342 amino acids. NCBI's taxonomy places the organism in Eukaryota, Fungi, Ascomycota, Sordariomycetes, Hypocreales, Hypocreaceae. The record is from RefSeq and is a predicted model, not a curated record.